CCGCACUGUACCUUAGGCUAACCGGAUUUCACUCAGGUGUUUUCGGAUUCAAAAUGUACAAACUAUCAGAAAUUACAUAAAAAUCGUAAAAAUGACGAAGAAAAGUCUUCUUACAGUAACUUGCCUUCACUUUACUGUUUUCGUUCUGUCAAUUAUCUCUGUAAAUGCUCAGUAUCACGUCCUCGUCAGAACAGAACAUGGAGAGGUUGAAGGGUUCACAGUCAGAUCUCAGUAUGAGGCGUAUGACAGGCGAAGGGUUAACGUCUUCCUUGGAGUGCCAUACGCUAAGCAGCCAACACAGUACCAGGACUGGAGAAGGGAAUUCCGAUUCAACAAACCAGAGAAGCCUUCUUGGACUGGGACUUGGAAGGCAGACAAGUAUGGCCCAGCGUGUCCCCAGCUGCCAUGGUUUGUGAAGCAGACAGUUCCCAGCUUCAGCCGUGCAGCGACCAGCGAGGACUGCCUCUACAUGAACAUCUUUACCCCCAAUGCGACAGAUGAACAGCCAGUCGCAAAUCCUAACCUGUUUCCAGUGAUGGUGUUUAUCCACGGGGGAGGGUGGACAAUGGGGGCCUCCCAACAGUACCCAGGGAUCUUCCUAGCUGAACGCAGGGUUGUUGUCGUUACAUUCAACUACAGGCUUAAUGCUCUGGGAUUCCUGAGCACAGCCGAUCAAUAUUCCCCGGGUAACUAUGGUUUGUGGGACCAACACAGAGCCCUGGAAUUUGUGAAAGAGAACAUUCGCAGUUUCCGUGGUAAUCCUAACAUGGUGACCAUAUUUGGUCACAGUACUGGAGCUGCAAGUGUGGGCCUACAUUUACUGUCUCCAAGAUCCUACAAUUUGUUCCAUCAGGCCAUUAUGAUGUCAGGUUCUGAUCGAACCCAGUGGGCCGUUCUGCCGAGCAGUGACGAUGCAAGUUAUUAUGCCUCGGAGCUUGCUCGUGAGACAGGGUGUCCACCCAAUGAUAAUUAUCGGUUGAUCAGGUGUCUGCAGGAAUACCGCAGUGCCGAUGAGAUUGUGAAUGCCUCAGCUAGGGUCAGGGUUAGGGAGGGUACGGUAGGGAGCCCAUGGAGUCCAGUUGUUGAUGGCCCAUUCCAGGGCUCACAGUAUGCCUUUAUGACCGACCAGCCCAGAGAUAUGCGUUCACAGGGACGUUUCCAGAAGCUACGAGUCAUGGGAGGACUCACCAAGGAUGAUGGAUCAUAUUUUAUACCAAACAUGCCAUCACUCCAAGAGGGCCUAUCACCAACUCAAUUUGACAACAUCCUGCUGGAGUUCCUGCGUGACCAGAAUGUGAAGGACAUGGUGAACGCCCUGGAGGCUCUCCGGUUCGAGUACUCGUAUUGGCCACAACGCAGCAACUACUCCUGGGUACGCCAGGAGAUGAUGGAUAUGAUGUCAGACUACCUGUUUGGUACAGGGAUGGACGAGACACUGCGUUCCCAAAAUCUCUACAACAGAACCUAUAUGUAUCUUUUUAACUACAAGUCAAGAUACGACUAUGUCCCGACCUGGAGAGGUGUUGCCCAUGGUCAGGAGCUGCAGUACGUGUUUGGUUACCCGUUCAUCAACCAGACAUACAGGGACCUGUUCGGAGUCUACCCACGUCAGGUGUACGACAUCGACUUCACGGACAGGAACAUCAGUGAAUACAUGAUCAGCCUCUUCACAAAUUUCUCCAACUCAGGGAACCCUACAGAUAGUAAAUACACAGUGAGCAACUUUGGUAACAUACCUUGGCUGGAGUAUAACCUACAAAACCACAGUUAUCUCGAGAUUGGAAACAAGACACAAAACAGGGUGAACUUUCGACAACGGCAAUAUGUCUUCUGGCGGGAAUAUUUCCUGUCUAUCACAAACAGGGGCCAAAUUCUAACCACCACCACAUCCAAACCGCUGUCAGAAAAUGAGUUCCAGAUUGCGACAUAUUCUGUCGGAGCGCUGGCCGCAGUUCUGCUCAUCAUUUGUAUAGCACUGACCAUCGUUAUAUGGAGAAUGAGACCCAAAGACUACUGAUCUACCAGUGAUAAACAUGCUACUUCAUACUCUCUGCAAACCUCCACAUACAGUUUAUGUGUUUCAUAGCUUCAGACUUUCCAUAAACCUGUGUAACUAACAAGUUUUGCUCGCCUUUGCCUAGAAUGAGGUCAAAUAACAUGGCUACUAUGGUGAAUUAGUGUUUAUGGACUGUAUAGAUAAAUUUUUGACUAUCCAUGGGUCCUGAAGUCAAAGUGUUUCAUGACAUUUGAGUGUAUGUAAACAUGUAACUGGAGUUUCCAUAUGUCAAAAUAUUCCUUAGAAUAGAGAGUGAGCUGUAGUAAUGUUAAAUUUACAACAGUUAGAUUUGAUCAUUAGAAUUAUUGUUAACAUUUACUUGAUUAUGAUGUACAAUGUACUUUGAUAAAGUUAAUACUAGAUCACUUUUUAAUGAGUGUACACAUUUAUUAGUGUACACAUUUAUUACAUGGCUGAUAAACAAUAACAACACACAGUAUAAUAGCUGUACCCUGUUAUAUGAAGAAAGAGACAUGGUGAAGUCCAAGAUGAAGAUGUAGAACAGUUACAGUGCCAUAAUAUAUAUCGAAUACCCUACCAUACACGUGUGCAUCAUAGUAGUGCUAACUCUUAAUGGUUCCAGUGUAGUAAUUUUUAGAGAUGCUGGACUUCUCCCAAUAAUAUGAUUGUAAAAUUUGGUGAAAUGAAAUGUUAAGGGGUUAAGCCUUUUGCAGUAUAAACAUAUCAUCAUCUGUUUAUUUCCAGGAUUUUAAGUCUCAGGUUGUUAUUCUUUCUCUAAAAUGUUGAAAACAUUGUAACUGUUGCUUUUUACUGUUGAAUCGCCACUAGCGGUUCAAGAUGGGGGUGCACAUGGCACCCUCUCCUAAUUUACUUUUAAUUGUAAUAUUGGAGAAAAGAGAAAUUAAAAAUGCCAUUUCGGACUAGAAAUUGUUUAAAUAGUCUUGGGGGAGGAGUAUAAACAAAAACAAUGCCCUUGAUGGCAUCCAUUGUUAAAGAAUCAGUUUAAUUGCAAUCCACUCAUGAAACUGUGAUUGUCAUAUGUAUAUGGUAGCUAGUUAUACAAUAUAAUAUCAACAACUCGUGGACACUCGGGGCAGACCUUAAAAGUGAUUGUCAUAUGUAUAUGGUAGCUAGUUAUACAAUAUAAUAUCAACAACUCGUGGACACUCGGGGCAGACCUUAAAAGUGAUUGUCAUAUGUAUAUGGUAGCUAGUUAUACAAUAUAAUAUCAACAACUCGUGGACACUCGGGGCAGACCUUAAAAGUGAUUGUCAUAUGUUUAUGGUAGCUAGUUAUACAAUAUAAUAUCGACAACUCGUGGACACUCGGGGCAGACCUUAAAAGUGAUUGUCAUAUGUUUAUGGUAGCUAGUUAUACAAUAUAAUAUCAACAACUCGUGGACACUCGGGGCAGACCUUAAAAGUGAUUGUCAUAUGUUUAUGGUAGCUAGUUAUACAAUAUAAUAUCAACAACUCGUGGACACUCGGGGCAGACCUUAAAAGUGAUUGUCAUAUGUUUAUGGUAGCUAGUUAUACAAUAUAAUAUCAACAACUCGUGGACACUCGGGGCAGACCUUAAAAGUGAUUGUCAUAUGUUUAUGGUAGCUAGUUAUACAAUAUAAUAUCAACAACUCGUGGACACUCGGGGCAGACCUUAAAAGUGAUUGUCAUAUGUAUAUGGUAGCUAGUUAUACAAUAUAAUAUCAACAACUCGUGGACACUCGGGGCAGACCUUAAAAGUGAUUGUCAUAUGUAUAUGGUAGCUAGUUAUACAAUAUAAUAUCGACAACUCGUGGACACUCGGGGCAGACCUUAAAAGUGAUUGUCAUAUGUAUAUGGUAGCUAGUUAUACAAUAUAAUAUCGACAACUCGUGGACACUCGGGGCAGACCUUAAAAGUGAUUGUCAUAUGUAUAUGGUAGCUAGUUAUACAAUAUAAUAUCAACAACUCGUGGACACUCGGGGCAGACCUUAAAAGUGAUUGUCAUAUGUAUAUGGUAGCUAGUUAUACAAUAUAAUAUCAACAACUCGUGGACACUCGGGGCAGACCUUAAAAGUGAUUGUCAUAUGUAUAUGGUAGCUAGUUAUACAAUAUAAUAUCAACAACUCGUGGACACUCGGGGCAGACCUUAAAAGUGAUUGUCAUAUGUAUAUGGUAGCUAGUUAUACAAUAUAAUAUCAACAACUCGUGGACACUCGGGGCAGACCUUAAAAGCUCGAGCUACCCAACGUUAUAUCUCUUUGCAAGAAUGCUAACAAAUUGGGCUUUUAAAUUUCACAUAUAUAUGCAUAAAUGUUGGACUACUACAGACAUGAGUUACUCUUGUUCCAUUUUGGUUUUGGAAAUUGAAUAUGAAUGUGGAAACGGCUGCUCACAUCGUUUGACAAAUAACUGGCUUUAAUUUUCACACUGUUCUUUCCAUACAUGUUUGUAAGUCUCAAUCAAUAUCCAUAUCUAUAAAUUCAUUGUUAUUCAUAUGUUUUAAUGAUCCAUACUCGCAUAUACUCACUGCUAACAUUCCAACACUGGAUCAUUGUACAUAGCCUUUUUAUAAUUACUUUCAUUUUAUAAUAUAUUAUUAAUCUUUCAUAUUAUUUUAAAUGUUCGUUUUCUAACUUUUAUUGAUACUUAGUAUCUGAGGUGGAAAUAUAUAUAUAUAAAGUAUAUAUAUAUAUAUAUAUAUAUAUACAAUCCAUCACCAAAUAUAUAUAUAUAUAUUAGUCGCAUUUGAGGUCAGUUUUUAAAAUUGUUAUCACCAUUUGUUAACGUUUAAGGCAUUUUAAAUACAUGUAUGUAAAUUCCACUAAUAUUUCAUUUUACAUUUUGGAUUCGGUUCCUUUUGCGUAAACAAAACAAUUUCAAUCAAUGGAGAUCGCAUGGUUGGGUUGCUAUGUACGCCAUUUUAAACGAUAUAAUCAGAUAAAUUCCAAGAGAAUAAUACAGAGAUACACUGUAUGAUUCAUAUCAUGCAAGGUUCGUGAUACAAAAAUAU
Molecule: messenger RNA, 5008 nt
Organism: Mya arenaria
Lineage: Eukaryota; Metazoa; Mollusca; Bivalvia; Myida; Myidae
Product: acetylcholinesterase-like
Exons: 11
Coding region: 92-2017 (641 amino acids)
Cellular component (GO): septate junction; tricellular tight junction; cell surface
Source: RefSeq, a predicted model, not a curated record